This is a messenger RNA of Gorilla gorilla gorilla (western lowland gorilla), 3694 nucleotides long. It is a transcript of the gene STAC, whose product is annotated as SH3 and cysteine rich domain. Lineage: Eukaryota; Metazoa; Chordata; Mammalia; Primates; Hominidae. Gene Ontology annotation, molecular function: transmembrane transporter binding. The record is from RefSeq and is a predicted model, not a curated record. The transcript is spliced from 11 exons. Bases 261 to 1499 code for a protein of 412 amino acids. Gene Ontology annotation, biological process: positive regulation of protein localization to plasma membrane; skeletal muscle contraction; positive regulation of voltage-gated calcium channel activity.
GGUCGCCGGCGAGGUGGCCGCGGGCGCGGCGGGGCGGGGCAGGGCGCACUCUCCUCCACGCCCGCGGAAGUGCCGGGGAGGUGGGCAGGGCGGGGAGGGAGAGGGAGCGAGGCUGGAGGAGGGCACGUCGGCGCCUCGGCGAGGAUGGGAGUCCCCAGGACCCGGAGCUGAGCAGCCUGGCGCGCGGCGGGCAGGGCGCGCAGGAGGACAGAAGCCUCGCUGUUCCUCCGGGAGCCCAACACCGUUCCCGCGCGGCCACGAUGAUCCCUCCGAGCAGCCCCCGCGAGGACGGCGUGGACGGGCUGCCCAAGGAGGCGGUGGGCGCCGAGCAACCGCCCUCUCCUGCAUCCACCAGCAGCCAGGAAUCCAAGCUCCAGAAACUAAAACGAUCACUUUCUUUCAAGACCAAGAGUUUACGGAGCAAAAGUGCUGACAACUUCUUCCAGCGAACCAACAGCGAAGACAUGAAACUGCAAGCACACAUGGUGGCUGAGAUCAGCCCCAGCUCCAGCCCACUCCCUGCUCCAGGAAGCCUGACGUCCACACCCGCCAGGGCUGGCCUGCAUCCAGGUGGCAAGGCUCAUGCCUUUCAGGAAUACAUCUUCAAGAAGCCCACUUUCUGUGAUGUCUGCAACCACAUGAUAGUGGGAACAAAUGCUAAGCAUGGACUGCGCUGCAAAGCCUGUAAGAUGAGCAUCCACCACAAGUGCACAGAUGGCCUGGCACCCCAGCGGUGCAUGGGCAAGCUGCCAAAGGGGUUUCGGCGUUACUACAGCUCCCCCUUGCUCAUUCAUGAACAGUUUGGCUGCAUUAAAGAAGUUAUGCCCAUUGCCUGUGGCAAUAAGGUGGACCCUGUCUACGAGACCCUCCGCUUCGGCACCUCCCUGGCCCAGAGGACAAAGAAGGGCAGCUCCGGCAGUGGCUCUGACUCACCUCACAGAACCUCUACUUCAGAUCUUGUGGAGGUUCCUGAGGAAGCCAAUGGGCCAGGAGGCGGGUAUGACCUAAGGAAACGCAGCAACAGCGUGUUUACAUAUCCAGAAAAUGGCACUGAUGAUUUCAGAGAUCCAGCGAAGAACAUAAACCACCAGGGAUCUCUUUCCAAAGACCCAUUACAGAUGAACACCUAUGUUGCCUUGUACAAAUUUGUACCACAGGAGAAUGAAGAUUUGGAAAUGAGGCCAGGAGACAUAAUUACUCUUUUAGAGGAUUCCAAUGAAGACUGGUGGAAAGGGAAAAUUCAAGACAGAAUUGGCUUCUUUCCAGCCAACUUUGUUCAGAGACUACAACAAAAUGAGAAGAUUUUUAGAUGUGUUAGAACCUUCAUUGGGUGUAAGGAACAGGGGCAGAUAACACUGAAAGAGAAUCAGACGGAGUUUCACUCUUGUUGCCCAGGCUGGAGUGCAAUGGCGCAAUCUCGGCUCACAGCAACCUCCACCUCCCGGGUUCAAGCCAUUCUCCUGCCUCAGCCUCCGGAGCAGCUGGGAUUACAGGCAUGAGCCACCACGCCUGGCUAAUUUUUUAAUGUUUUUAGUACAGUCAGGGUUUCUCCAUGUUGGUCAGGCUGGUCUCAAACUCUGGACCUCAGGUGAUCCACCCGCCUCGGCCUCCCAAAGUGCUGGGACUACAGGCGUGAGCCACUGCGCCUGGCCAAUUUACCUUUUCUUUAUGGCUAUUCAAAAGAAUCUUUAAAAGGAAAAAUCUAAAGAAAAAUGAUAAUAUGGAGGACAGCUUUUUUAAAAAAAUGUAACUCACCCUCCCUUUAAAUUCAAGUAAAUGAAAAUCAUUGAAAACAAGAGACCAAUAAUUCUGAGUAUUAUUUUCCCUAUAUAUUUUAACAAAGGUGGAGAUGGAGUCAUUGAAACUGGCACUUUCAUAAAUGCUGGGAGACAUUAGUCCACUCAUUUGGAUACUGAUGUGGUACCAUGUAUUUAGAGCCAUGAAAUUGCUCAACUUCAUGAAUACAGUAAUUCCAUUUUCUGUAAUGUAUCCAAGAAAAUAACCUAAAGUAAACAGGGGGAGACUUUAUGCAAAAAGACAGUCAUCAGAGUGAUAUUCAUGAUGGUGAGAAUUAGGAACAAUUGCACAAACAACGGAAGUGAUUAACUCAAUGACAAUAUUUUCUUUAAUGGACAACGUUAGGACCCUAAGCAAUUUUGAUGGUGUUAUGAUAAUAUUAUGGAAUUGGAAUAGUGGGAUCCGAACCCAGAUCCCAGUCACUGUUCUCCCAAGAUAAACACAAAUAGAGAGAUGCAGACGGGGCCUGAAGCCCUGUUUUCAUUCAUGGAACCAUAGUAAACCAGACAGAGUACCAGAUGUGAUCUAGAGACCUAAGAGGCCUCACCACAGCCCACCCACCUUACCACCACCACCAUGGGCUGGUCUGAAUCUGAAGAUCUAAUGGUACCAGAUGCCCCAUGGGAGAAAGGGAGCAGAAAGGACUGUGGCAAAACUGGCAUAAGAUGGCCCGAUUCCCUCCCAGAAGGAACAAGAGAGGAGGAAGCUUUAGGAGACAGUGAGAAACCCCUGGCACCUGUGGUGCAAUUAGAUCUUCUGCCUUUGGAGAAGUGAGGAGAGACCUAGGAGAGAGGGCAGGUAUCUUCAAAUAUUGUGUCACUAUCUUAAAUGAUGGCUUCAUAAACCAUGAACAAAUAAAUAUUAAUGAUACAAUGGUAGUAAAAAAACUUAAUGGCUUUGUUCUCUUCCAUUUAAAUUACUUUCAUGGUAUAUUUUACAAAAAUAAAAUUUAAAAGUAGCACAAUUUAAAAUAUUCAAUCUUGUCUUUUGAAUCUAAUAACAUAAAGGUACACAGUGUUGCUGUGGUUUCCUGGGCCUCAACUUUGCACAUGUGUACACAAAUGCACACACACAACACACACAUCACCAUAUCCAACAAUUGCUAUAUCGAAUUGCAUUAUCUGCUGCUGCUUAUAUAGAUGCAAUAACCCCAAGAGGUGUAUGCCAUCUAACGAUUUUUGGUUGUUAAAAUCUCUAAUAUCCUUAGGAAAUUGGGUCACUGGGCUCUAUGGUUUCACCCUGGUUUUACAGUUUUACUUGAAAUUGACAUACUUCCCUUUUAUAAAAAUUGCUUAUAUGAUAUGCGCACUUUAGGACACAUUGCAUUUUGUAAAUUGCACAAGCUCUCUUUCACCCAGUUGCUUGUAGACAGACUCUAUGUUUAAAGAAAUCAAAAGUCAUCAAUGUGCUGACAUGAAAUAUACCUCACUCAAGAGCACCCGAUCCUUCAUUUUCUGCCCAAAGUUGUUUGUUCCCCCUGGGGCUGUUAUUUGCCAACCUAUCACUUGCCUGCAUACUCCCCAAAGAGGUAACAGCAGAAGCCAUCAUCUGCCUAUAAAGAGCAGUGGCAUCCAAAGAUUCCCCUUAAUGACAAUACCCCUGGAAACCUACUACCCCUACCCCUGGAAGACUGCACUGACCACUCUGUCUCCCAUAAAAGUAUAUGCAAACCCCACAUGACUAUUCCUUUUUGGAUGUGAUGACCUGUUUUGGGGUCUGCUUUUUGAAAGAGAACAUUUUAUCUCUAGUCCCUGGCUCACAGAAAAGGAAAGAACAAAUUAAUACUGUCUUAAACAUUGUCACAAUAAUAAUUGUUAUAAGAAUCAUAUUUAUUAGUCAUUAUUUAAUGUCAUACAGACACACUGUAUAAAUAAAGUUUAUACACAUGCCCUGUGAA